Alternaria burnsii is the source of this 1026-nucleotide messenger RNA. RefSeq names its product nad-binding protein. Bases 1 to 1026 code for a protein of 341 amino acids. Gene Ontology annotation, molecular function: ketoreductase activity. Gene Ontology annotation, cellular component: endoplasmic reticulum. The transcript is spliced from 2 exons. Gene Ontology annotation, biological process: fatty acid elongation. The record is from RefSeq and is a predicted model, not a curated record. Lineage: Eukaryota; Fungi; Ascomycota; Dothideomycetes; Pleosporales; Pleosporaceae.
AUGGCAGGCAUCCUCGAGCCGUUUGGUCUUCACAUCGAUGCGAGCAACUCGUUCGUGCAGGCUGCUGUCUAUGGCUUCUUGCUUGUCGGCAUUGCAUCCUUCGCAGCACCCAUUGUCAGCACUGUCCGCGUUCUCCUGAGCUUGUUCGUGCUCCCAGGAAAAUCGCUUAGCACCUUCGGACCCCGCGGUACCUGGGCACUCAUCACUGGGGCUUCAGACGGCAUUGGCAAGGAGUUCGCCCUCUCCCUUGCAGCAAAGGGCUACAACCUCAUCCUCGUCUCGCGCACGCAAUCCAAGCUCGACGCCCUCUCUGCUGACAUCACCUCCAAGUAUGGCCCCAAAAUUGCCGUCAAGACGCUGGCCAUGGACUUUGCCCUGAACAAGGAUGCCGACUACAACAACAUGAAGAAGCUCAUCGAAGGAUUGGAUGUUAGCAUACUGGUAAACAACGUCGGCCUGAGCCACAGCAUCCCCGUGCCGUUUGUCGAGACACCCAAGCAGGAAAUGAACGACAUCAUCAUGAUCAACUGUAUGGCUACGCUACGCGUCACGCAGCUUGUUACCCCCGGCAUGAUGUCUCGCAAGCGUGGCCUCGUCCUCACCAUGGCAUCCUUUGGCGGUUUCUUCCCCACGCCCCUCCUCGCAACCUACUCUGGUAGCAAGGCAUUCCUACAACAGUGGUCCACCGCGCUUGCUUCUGAGCUUGAGCCCCAUGGUGUAUACGUUCAGUGCGUCCAAUCCCACCUCGUCACCACCGCCAUGUCCAAGAUCCGUAAGACAUCCGCCCUUGUGCCGAACCCCAAGCAGUUCGUGAACGCCACACUGAGCAAGAUUGGAAGAAGUGGGGGUGCACAGGGUGUGGCUUUUACAAGUACGCCAUACUGGAGUCAUGGACUCAUGCACUGGUUUCUCUCGCGCUUCUUGGGUGAGCGUUCGGAUACUGUAGUCAAGGUGAACAGGGGCAUGCACGAGAACAUCCGGAAGCGCGCGCUCCGGAAGGCUGAGAGGGACGCCAAGAAGCAAUAA